AUAUCAAACAAAAGUUAACUAACACAUGUUUAAGUGGUUGAUUUAAAAAGGAAUAGCGUUUUUCUUAUAACCGGAGUAUCACUAAUAUAGCAAGAUUUCGCGUAAAAACAUUCAGGGGGAGCGCCCAGCCCUAACAAGACUGGCCAGCAGGGCGCGAAUGAUCACGACCGGUGUUUUGGGUGUUGUCAUGGUACUGGUGCUGGUGAUUUUAAUACCUUUCCUGGUAAACUCAGCUGGGACCUCAGCGAGUUAUGAGAUGCUCGGCGCCUGUCGGAUGGUGUGUGAUCCGUAUGGAACGAAGUCUCCAGCAUCUGCCUCAGCCAACACUGCCCGCGACAAUCAUUUGAUCCAAUCUCCACCGCCUUAUGCCCGGGGCCCCAAGGGUGAGUCAGGGCGCAUAGGAAGGAUUGGCCCCAGAGGUCAACCGGGUCCACCAGGGCCCCCGGGAGAAAUGGGAGAACCGGGACCACCUGGAUUACCGGGACCACCGGGAGAAAGCGCAGAAACCAAUGGCAUUAGCGCAGCGACGUAUAACACCAUGCCCAAAAUCGCCUUUUACGCGGGGCUUAAAAAACAACACGAGGGCUACGAAGUGUUAAAAUUCGACGAUGUGGUCACCAAUCUCGGCAACCACUAUGAUCCCACAACAGGCAAAUUCACCUGUUCAAUUCCGGGAAUCUAUUUCUUCGUAUACCACGUACUGAUGCGCGGAGGUGACGGGACCAGCAUGUGGGCUGAUCUUUGCAAAAACCAUCAGGUUCGGGCAAGCGCCAUAGCGCAAGAUGCUGACCAGAAUUACGAUUAUGCCAGCAAUAGUGUCAUUCUCCAUCUCGAACCUGGUGACGAGAUCUACAUCAAGCUGGAUGGCGGCAAGGCUCACGGUGGCAACAACAACAAGUACAGCACCUUCUCUGGCUUCAUGAUAUAUGCUGAUUAAAGCACAUUCGUUCACAUUUCUUGAAAUGGUCUCCCCUUGUAAUUACAAAGCAACAACUGGAAAUAAAU
Messenger RNA from Clupea harengus (Atlantic herring), 1005 nucleotides. It is a transcript of the gene c1ql3b, whose product is annotated as complement C1q-like protein 3. Bases 158 to 937 code for a protein of 259 amino acids. Gene Ontology annotation, molecular function: protein binding. The transcript is spliced from 2 exons. The record is from RefSeq and is a predicted model, not a curated record. NCBI's taxonomy places the organism in Eukaryota, Metazoa, Chordata, Actinopteri, Clupeiformes, Clupeidae.